Molecule: messenger RNA, 1172 nt
Organism: Drosophila yakuba
Lineage: Eukaryota; Metazoa; Arthropoda; Insecta; Diptera; Drosophilidae
Product: achaete-scute complex protein T5
Exons: 1
Coding region: 325-930 (201 amino acids)
Biological process (GO): positive regulation of transcription by RNA polymerase II
Cellular component (GO): RNA polymerase II transcription regulator complex
Molecular function (GO): protein dimerization activity; DNA-binding transcription factor activity, RNA polymerase II-specific; RNA polymerase II transcription regulatory region sequence-specific DNA binding
Source: RefSeq, a predicted model, not a curated record
UGAAAAUGAGCAAAAACACUCAAAAACUCUUCCCACUCGACGGCGGGAACACUCGGGUCAGCAACAGCUGCGUUUCGCAGAGAGAACGAGAGAUAAUAUUGCUGCCUCUCUAUUAUAAUCUGAGAAAGCACUCAGCUCAAGAGACGAUCCUUUAGUGAUGAUGCUGUUGCACCUUUUCGAGGGGCAGGCAGGUAGUAACGCAGGUGGGAUCCCUAGGCCCUGAUACCUAUAAAUAGCCUGAACGGAACGGGGAAGGGCAUCAGAACGGAGCCAGCGCUGAAGCAAGGACCAUCGUCUCACACUAACGUUAUUCCAUCUCUAAAAAUGGCUUUGGGCAGCGAAAAUCAGUCUCUUUUCUACGACGACGAGGAGUCAUCUUCUCCCGUCAAUGGACCCUCUGUUAUCCGGCGAAAUGCCCGGGAACGCAACCGCGUAAAGCAGGUCAACAACGGCUUCAGCCAACUACGACAACAUAUUCCUGCGGCCGUAAUUGCCGAUUUGAGCAACGGUCGCCGGGGAAUUGGUCCAGGUGCCAAUAAAAAACUGAGCAAAGUUAGCACACUGAAGAUGGCAGUAGAGUACAUACGGCGCUUGCAGAAAGUUCUUCAUGAAAACGACCAGCAGAAGCAGAAACAGAUGCACAUGCAGCAGCAGCAUUUGCACUUUCAGCAGCAGCAACAGCAUCAACACUUUUACGCCUGGCAGCAGCAGUCGCAGCUGCAAUCCCCCACUGGCAGCAUAAGUUCCUGCAAUAGCAGCAGCUCCUAUUGCGAGCCAGCAACAUCGACGAUUCCAGGAGCAACACCUCCUACCAAUUUGUAUACCAAGUUGGAAGCCAGUUAUGAAGACUACCGUAACAAUUCCUGCAGUUCUGGUACUGAAGAUGAGGACAUCCUCGACUACAUAUCACUGUGGCAGGACGACCUGUAAAAACCGCAGACACAAAAUCUUCAGCAAUUGCUAGUCGCACCCAACCAUCACACACAUCGAACCAUUGAUUGGCCAACAAGUAUUACCUCAGCCACACCACAAAGUAUUUAUACUCCCUAGAACUACCUUCUUGCCUUAAAAAUUAGUGUUUAAGAUUUUAUAUAGUUUUUAAGACUAGUUUCUAAAUGGAAGACAAUUUACAAUUAAGAAUUUUUUUUUAACAUACAUGGAGGACAUUAAAC